Molecule: messenger RNA, 324 nt
Organism: Porites evermanni
Lineage: Eukaryota; Metazoa; Cnidaria; Anthozoa; Scleractinia; Poritidae
Source: the annotation of a GenBank genome assembly
AUGGGAGCACUGUUCUGCAAUCAGAAGUUGGAGGAAUAUCAUGUUCUAUUGCAUCGACACAGACCUGUCUUGCUGGCGUUUUGUGUUUUGAACUUAGGAUUUGCAGUCCUAGCAACCGUGGAAAAUGUCCUCGUCAUUCACGCUCUCCGGAGUUCUUCAACGUUACCUGGUAACUUAAAGAAGAUGUUUCUAAGUCUCGCCUUCUCUGACUUUGCUGUGGGAUUGCUGGGGCAGUCGAUGUUGGGAAUUAUUACAGCGAUUAUGUUGAAAACGACAGCGAAUGGAAACUAUGACCUCGAUUUCUUAUGCCCAACUUUGAUAACU